AUGGGGUUAAGAAAUCGACUGGGCUGGGAACCGACACGGCCAAAGCUUGUAGAGCUUAGAUCGGCCAAAUGGUUUAUUAUGUUCACGGUUUCCUUUGCGGCGUCUACGGAUAUUUUUAUGUAUGGCUUGAUCGUACCUGUCACACCAACGGCUCUGGAACGCAAAGUUGGCAUUCCCAGCGAUAAGAUUCAAUCAUGGACCUCCAUACUACUUGCAUUGUACUCGGCAGCUUUGCUGGCCUUUUCUCCCAUCGUGGGCUAUUUAGCAGACCGAUUUGAGAACCGUCGCUGGCCCCUUCUAUUAGGAUUGGCCGCGCUAGGCGCUGCAACAGCUCUACUGUGCAUCGGAACAGAUAUCGCUCUUUGGAUUGUCGGCCGUUUAUUCCAAGGAGCGGCUGCUGCGGUCGUUUGGACCGUCGGGGUAGCUCUGCUGGUAGACACAGUUGGCAAGGAUGGCCUCGGACAAGCAAUCGGAUACGUCUCAAUGUCCCUGAGUAUUGGCACGGUGGCUGGGCCAUUACUCGGCGGUGUCCUUUACCAGAAUGGUGGGUAUUAUUCCGUAUUCGGUCUUGCGUUUGGACUGAUUGGUAUUGACAUUUUCCUUCGCCUGGUAUUGAUCGAGAAGAAACAUGCUGCCCGAUGGCUAUCUCCUGAAAUGAGACCACUUUCACCUGCUUCAGGUCAUCGCAAGGAGACUCUUACUGAUAGAAAUGUUCAAUCACCCACGCCGGAACCUGUUCCGUCUAUUGAAAAUCCCGAGAAGCCGAAGAAAUCCCGACAUCCCUUGAAACAGGUAGCAACAUUGCUUAGCUCGCCUCGUCUUGUCGUGUCACUCUGGGGAUACUUUGUCGUUUCUCUGGUUCUGACAUCCUUCGACAGUGUCCUCCCAAUCUUCGUUGAGAAUACCUUCGGCUGGGCGCAGACCGGCCAAGGACUGAUCUUCAUUCCAAUCAUGGUUCCUCACAUUAUUGACCCCAUUACUGGUAUCAUCAUCGAUCAGUACCCAAAGUCUCCCCGAUACCUAGUAUCAGGCGCGUUUAUCUGCGCUCUUCCUCUGACCAUACUCUUGAGGCUCGUGAAAAAUGAUUCCAUGCAUGAUAAGAUUGUUCUUUGUGCGUUGCUCGCCAUGAUUGGCCUGUGCGUUGCUGUUUCCAUGACUCCUCUGGUUACAGAGGUGUUCCAUGCUGUCAAAGAGAAGGAAGACGAGUCUCCUGAUAGCUUUGGUCGUGGAGGCGCAAUGGCUUUAGCAUUCGGCCUCUCGAACAUGGGUUUUGCGACAGGCAGUCUGGUCGGUCCUUUCUUCGCCGGAUUCAUUCGCCAAAGUGCUGGUUGGGGUACUAUGGGUUGGUCAAUGGGCUUGAUAACCGCGGUCUCCGCCAUCCCAAUCCUACUCUUUCUAGGUGGCUGGAUUUUGAGAACCCCUCCUGCUAGCAUUGAGCAGUCUGGUCCGGAGCCUGAGUGA
This is a messenger RNA of Penicillium malachiteum, 1461 nucleotides long. RefSeq names its product MFS transporter. Gene Ontology annotation, molecular function: transmembrane transporter activity. Gene Ontology annotation, biological process: transmembrane transport. NCBI's taxonomy places the organism in Eukaryota, Fungi, Ascomycota, Eurotiomycetes, Eurotiales, Aspergillaceae. Bases 1 to 1461 code for a protein of 486 amino acids. The transcript is spliced from 5 exons. The record is from RefSeq and is a predicted model, not a curated record.